AUGUUCGCGUGCUACGCAUUCAAUAAUGGAGGCUGUCCUUUGUCUCAAGACCAGUGUUUGUCCGCCCAUCUAGUCACAGGACCUGGCAAUCAAUACCUCCAGAUUCGUCACUCCAACUUGAAGCUAUCUGAUGCUCCAAUCGCUGAGGCCGCAGCCAGAGCGGGAUUUGAUUGCAGCAAUUGGCCCAAGCUCAAAGGCCUCAUUGAUGCCGUCCGUGCUGUCGAUACACCAGUCUCUUACCCCGAUCGCUGGACGGGACCUGCGGCUUUUAGAUCCGAUAUCUAUCCCGAUCAUUGGAAAGCUGACCUCAUGAGAGAACGGAAAGGAGUCACCCAAGCCUACCGAGACGUCGUCAGAACCCCUUCGGUACCAGCUUUUGUUGUGAGUGCCAAGGAACUCAUCAAGAAUAUCAACUCAACCACUCGUUCGGCACGCACGCCCGCCACAGGCACAAACAACGUUGCCUUGGGACCUCGUGCAUCGAAUAAACGGAACGCGGAUGUCAUUGACCUCCUCUCCUCGUCACCAAAGCGAGCAAAAAUCGAACCACCCGCUACACCCAAUGUCAUCGACCUUACUCAGGAUGAAAACCCUACUAUCAAGUUCAUCCCUAGUCGUCGUCUAUCCUCGCGACCAGCCCUUGCAGAUAUCACAAAUUGUGGCACUGGCUCCAAGAACUCUCAGAAACGCCGCAAGAACCUCCGCCCUUCGCGAGAGCAAGACAUCCACCGUGAAAGCCUCGGGUUGUUGGCGAAGAUCGCGUGCUAG
Letharia columbiana is the source of this 768-nucleotide messenger RNA. RefSeq lists its product as uncharacterized. The coding region runs from base 1 to 768 and encodes 255 amino acids. The record is from RefSeq and is a predicted model, not a curated record. The transcript has 3 exons. Lineage: Eukaryota; Fungi; Ascomycota; Lecanoromycetes; Lecanorales; Parmeliaceae.